AUGAUUUCAAUAAAACAAACAGAUAAAAAUCUUAUGGAACUCCAUGUUAACAAAAUACUCUCGGUGAACAGCAUAACUGACCCCGACAAUGUCAAUGUUUUGGAUUUGAGUGUUUGCAAAUUGCAAUUGAAGCUGUUUCAAAGCGGAGAUGAAGUUAACGAAAAAGAUUUCCAUGCAAUAAAAUCAGUAAUUAAAGUUGCAAGUUCAUCUGAUGACAAAGAACUUCUUUCAAGUUUCAAAAAGUUUCUUAAAGGUUUAGUUUAA
This is a messenger RNA of Clunio marinus, 264 nucleotides long. NCBI's taxonomy places the organism in Eukaryota, Metazoa, Arthropoda, Insecta, Diptera, Chironomidae. The record is from the annotation of a GenBank genome assembly.